UAUAGUUUUAGAUCUGGUACUUUUUCCAUAGACUUGAACAAAGGAGGGAAGAAUGGGGAUUGGUGAAGGGAGUGAAGUUCUGAGUUAUGGGAUGGGAGAAAAGAGGUAUUUUUUUUUUUUUUUUUAUUGAAGUGAGAUAUGCAGAUUUGUGGUGGGAAAGGAAUAUGUAAUUAAAUAUGUGAUUAGCCUUUGCCUGACAUUGCUUUAAAGGAAGAUUAGGCAAAUUAUAAAAAAAAACAAACCUAUUUUGGCAUCUCUUUAUGACUCUCCAGGUAAAUUCAGGAAAACAUUAAUAGAAAUAUGGUAAGGGUUUUUUAAGAGGUCACUGAUAAUAAGAGAUUCAAAGGCAUAUGUUUACAACUAGUCAACCAUAAUGUCAAGACUCCAGGGAAAGACAUCAGGCCAGAGCAGAGAUAAUGGACAAGAACAAGGAAGAAAGGAGAGAAAGCUCAUACUAGAGACAAAGGAGAGAUUUAGAAGAGUUAAGGUAGUCAUAGAGAUGUAAGAAUAAGGGAGGUUCUGGUCGGGAAUUUCAGAAUAUUCCAUCAUGCAGAUAGAAUAGUUAGGGACAAUGGUCAUAGCACAGCAUAUGUAGAGGAAUAUAUGAGAUGUCAAAGGACCACAAGCUCCUCUGAUAUGAGAGCUUUUUAAGGCUACUCAUCUACCUUAGGUAACUCACCUAUGGCAACAAAAAGCUGUAGCAUGCACUGUUCAUACCCCAGGAAACUGUCUCAGCACAUAAGCUUAACCAAAUUGAAGGCAUUGAGGAUACAAAGAACAAGUGAAAGGCAGUUCAUGAAUUCAAGGUUACAUUUUACCAUACAGAGAAGACUUUACUGUCUCAAGGGACUGGCAACCCAGUAAGGAAGACAACAUAUUCAAAAAACUUUUAAAAUAGAAAAGUCUCAAUAAGGAGUUAUAAAUCUUAAGAGAAGAAAUGCUGCCUGUGAAGUCAAUAUUUGAUGGAUGGAUGAGUGAACUUAUGAAUAGGUGCUUAUUCACAGGAUUAAGAAAUAAAUGAAGUUAGUAACAAAUCUUUUGCUGGAAUACUUCAAGAUAGAAGCAGCAGUCAUGGCUGCUAGAGAGGCCUUUCCCUGUUGGUCAUCCACAAGCCCCCAGGACCGCUCUCAGAUCAUGAUUAAGUUGGCAGAUCUACUAGAACACUCCCUGGAGGAUUUUGCACAGGCUGAAUCAAGAGAUCAAGGGAAAACAAUCACAUUUGCCAGAACUGUGGACAUCCCACGAGCUGUGUACAACUUUCGCUUCUUUGCCUCUUCAAUCCUUCACCACACCACUGAUGCUACUCAGAUGGAUUCCAUGGGCUGCAUGCAUUAUACAGUAAGAAGUCCUGUUGGAGUUGCUGGCUUGAUUAGCCCUUGGAAUUUGCCACUUUAUUUGCUGACCUGGAAGAUCGCUCCAGCUAUUGCGGCUGGAAAUACCGUGAUUGCAAAGCCCAGUGAGAUGACGUCAGUGACUGCAUGGAUGUUGUGUAAACUCUUAGAUAAAGCAGGGAUUCCACGAGGUGUAGUGAAUAUUGUGUUUGGAUCUGGGUCCAAAGUAGGAGAGGCCCUGGUAUCCCAUCCUGAAGUUCCACUGAUCUCAUUUACUGGGAGCACACUGACAGCUGAGAAGAUCAUGCUAAAGAGUGCCCCUCACUGUAAGAAGCUCUCUCUGGAGCUUGGGGGCAAGAAUCCUGCCAUCAUUUUUGAUGAUGCCAAUCUGACAGAAUGUAUCCCUACUACUGUCAGGUCCAGCUUUGCUAACCAGGGUGAAAUCUGCCUCUGUACCAGCAGGAUCUUUGUCCAAAGGAGUAUUUAUGAGGAAUUUUUAGCAAGAUUUGUUGAAGCUACAAGAAAAUGGAAAGUUGGCCCCCCUUCUGAUCCUACAACUAGCAUGGGAGCUCUGAUAAGCAAAGCCCAUUUGGAGAAAGUUAGGAAUUAUAUAAAGAAGGCAUGUGCUGAAGGGGCAAGAGUUCUGUGUGGGGAGGGUGUGGAUAAUUUGAGCCUCCCCCCCAGAAACAAAGGGGGCUAUUUCAUGCUUCCCACUGUGAUCACUGACAUUAAAGAUGAAUCCUGUUGCAUGAAAGAAGAGAUAUUUGGUCCUGUUUCUUGUAUUGUUGCCUUUGAUACUGAAGAAGAAGUGAUUGAAAGAGCUAAUAAUGUGAAGUAUGGCCUAGCAGCAACUGUAUGGUCUAACAAUGUUGGAAGAGUUUGGCGUGUAUCUAAGAAAUUGCAGUCAGGAUUGGUCUGGACUAACUGCUGGCUCAUUAGGGAUCUAAAUCUUCCUUUUGGUGGAAUGAAAGCUUCAGGAAUUGGCAGAGAGGGAGCAAAGGAUUCAUAUGACUUCUUUACUGAAGUAAAAACAAUCACUGUUAAAUACUAAUCUUUGCUUAUGGAAAAAUUGUUAUGGUAAAUGUCUUUUAAUAGCAUGGCUACUAUAUAGUUGUGAAUAGAAAUUAUAGAAUGAAUUAAUUGAAGAUUAAGAGGGUAGGUAAAUGGAUAAUUUUGAUUUUAUAAAAAAAAUUUUUUAAUGUUGUACAAAUAAACCACUGAAGCUAAAAUUAGAUUGAAAAGGUAAAUGGGGAAAAACAUCUUUGCAUCAUGUUUCUUGGAUAAAAGUCUCAUUUCUAAGAUAAUUAAGAAGUUGACUCAAAUUCAUUAGAAUGAGGGCCAUUUUUCAAUUGAUAAAUAUAAGAUAUGGACAGGUACUUUUAAGAGGAAGAAAUUCGGUUUAUCAAUAGUCAUGAAAAAUAUUCCAUAUCAUUAAUAAUUAGAUAAAUGAACAUUAAAGAAACUCUGAAGAUAUACUUGCCAUAUACAAAUUUGCAAAGUUCACAAAAAAAGGAAAAUGACACGCUAGAGAAGUUGUGUGAAGAUAGUUACAAUGGUGCCUUGUUGGAAGAACCAUGAAGUGGUCAUACUAUUCUGAAAAGCAAUUUGAAACAAAUGUCCCAGAAGUUACUAAACUGUAACCCUUUGACCAAGAAAUACCACUAUGAAGCCUAAAAUCAAAAGAGAUUAAAUAAAAAAGAACCUAUAUAUACAAAAAAUUUUAUAUAAGUUUUUUAUAUGUAUGUAUGGAGAAUAAGGAACUAGAAAUUAAGGGAGUCCUUAUCAACAUAUGAUAAAGAAGGUAGUUUUAGAGAAGCUUGAAAAGGCUUUGUAAACAAAUGCAGAGUGAAGUAAGCAGAACCAGAACACUUUGUACAUCUACAACAACAAUAACAAAUUUAAGACAACUACAAAAGGCAUGGGAAUUCUGAUCAAUACAAUGAUCAUCCACAAUUUCAGAGGACUCAAGAUGGAAUAUAAUACCUAUUUCCUCUUAGAGCUGUGAAUUGGUCAACCCAUUCUAGAAAGUAAAUUGAAAUUAUAUGAAAAAAUCACUUGUUUUGUCAUACCUUUUGAUCUAGUGUUCCCAUUACUGUGCAUAUACCCCAAGGAAAUCAAAUACAAAGAUCUAGUAUUCACCAAAAAUAUUAAUUGUAACAUUUUUAUGGUAGAAAAAAGACCUGGAAGCAAAAUGAAUGCACAUCAACUAGGAAAUGAUUUGCAAAUGCAAUCAAAUCAUAUUACAUUAUAAGAAAAGAUAAAUGUGAGGAACUAAGAGAAAUAUUCAAAGACUUCUAUAAACUAAUAAAAAAUGCAGUAAGUAGAAUCAGGAGAACAAUAUACACAAUGACUCCAAUUAUAUAAUUGUCUUUAAACUGUGUGAAAAAGCAAUGAACUCUGAUUAAUUGUAAUGAACAGUGGAGGUACAAAUCAAUGGAUUAUGAAAAACACAUCUCUCCUUAAAUCGAAUAUAGUAUAUUCUGUCAAAAGAAGAUCACUAUAUCAAUUGCUUUUGUUUAAAGGUUUUUUUAAGAAAGGAUUUUAAGGUAGUGAUGGUUAAAAAGUGUUUAUUAAAGGGAAAUGACUGUACAGUAAAAACCAAAAGCUGCAAUAAAAACUGUUUUUUGUUUUUAAAAUAACAGCCCUAAAAUGGAACUAAGUGAUGGAUUUUUUUGGGGGGGGGUUUCACUCUGGAAGAGACCUAAGAUUAUCUAGUUAAUUGAAUCUUCUCAUUUUUAGCAGUGAGGAGAUUGAGGACCUUAGAAGUUAAUUGAUUGGCUUAAUGUCCCCAAGUAAGUAAGGAUCAAUGCUAGAGUUCAAACCCAAGAUUUUUGUGACUCCAAAUUCAUUAUGUUUUCCUUCAACUUGCUGGUGUCAUAGAAUAAGCUAUCAUUAUGACCUCAGUUUUUCUAGAUUCUCCAGGCACUAAAGAUUGGGCACAUGAACCAAACAAACCUGAUACUUUCACAUUUUCAUACUGUUGGAAGAAUGGGUGAAUUCAUACAUAAUAAUGAAAAAGUAAUAAAUAAUUUCAAUUCUUAGUUGUUUACCAUUUAAAAGAUGACCCACUGUGGUAGAUAACCUUCUUUAAAACUUCUUAAAGGUAAUAUAUGAUUAAAAAAAACUUCAAAAAUGAAUUGGUCCAAGAUAAAUAUUGAACUAAUUCAUUCAUAAUAAAAGCAAAGGUAUUUGUGGCACUGUGUAUAUUAUUCUGAGAAAUACUGUUACUUUUGGUCAAAGGUAAUUAUGGCAUAGUAGAAAUACAGAAGAACUUGGAUUCUAGUCUCAUGCUACCAUCUCUAUAAUUUGGAGGAAGUCACAUACUUUAUCUGAGUUUCAGUUUCCUCAUCUAUAGAAUGAAGAAA
Messenger RNA from Sarcophilus harrisii (Tasmanian devil), 4696 nucleotides. RefSeq names its product aldehyde dehydrogenase 8 family member A1 (gene ALDH8A1). Gene Ontology annotation, molecular function: retinal dehydrogenase (NAD+) activity. The transcript is spliced from 8 exons. Gene Ontology annotation, biological process: retinoic acid metabolic process. The record is from RefSeq and is a predicted model, not a curated record. Lineage: Eukaryota; Metazoa; Chordata; Mammalia; Dasyuromorphia; Dasyuridae. The coding region runs from base 1018 to 2382 and encodes 454 amino acids.